GAUAAUUACUUAAUGUUUAUUAAUUGAAGGGUGUACAAUAUGUUAAGCUGUGGCUUAUGCAUGCCGUGGAUUCUUGUAUGUUUUAUAAGAAAGGAAUAAGAAACAAGUAUAGGGAAAAUACCCAAAUCUCUGCAAGGCAGCUCCCUCCGAGCAAAGAAAAACAACUCUGAAAAAAGCGAUUAUUAAAUGUAGACAGCGACCACGCUCGGGCCCCACGUAUUGGCCAAUAGGACGAAGCUAGAAACCAACGCGCUUUAGUCGCCAUCUUGGCUCUCAACUGAAAAAGCGGUGAAUAGAAAAAUCCAGUUAGAUUCGAGCCAAAAUGACAGGCGUUUCACCGAACCUUCCGCCUACUUAAUUUUCAUUGGUUUUCUCAGUGGUUCUGCUUUGUAUUUUGAGCUUUCUGAUUGGUGUUUAGCUCACCGUUGAACCCGCCUCACAAAUUUGAUUGGAAAACGUUUGCGCAUGUUGUCUUAGUGUUUGAGGAUGUAGGUUUUCAGUACUUAUUGAACGGCAUUCAUUAACCUAGUGGAUUUAUAUUGUCAAAAUGACUAUAUAUAUUAUUUUUAUAGGCUGCCCAAUUAGUUAGGUUAUGCCUGACGCAUUUAGUAGCACAGCCCAAGCGAGUUGUUUUGAUUGAAUAUAGAUAUAUUCGUUGUGCACCAGUUUUUACUGGGCUCAUCCUUAAUAUGAACUAAUUUAAAGGGCCAUAACGUGAUAAAAGACACCAUGUGCAUCAUCUAUUUGAUUGCGAUUUUAUUUAGCCUAACAGCAGAGCAAUGUUCCUCCAAACUGAUAGAAGAUUCGAGCCAGAGCUUCACGGAGAGGAUGCACGCAGGGAAGACGUCCUUUGUAUACUUUGGAAAUCACGUCAAUCCAACCAUCAAACUGUUCAUGGAGCAGCUUGAGAUGUCAGCUGAUGCCCUUGAGGACUAUGGGAUAUCUGUUGUAAAGGUGAACUGUUCAAAAGAUGCUAUACCAAACUACUGCACAGGAGAAGAGCUAAUGACCAAGGCAUAUCUGUUCAGAGGCUCUGAGGUCCUGAGGAGUUUCGACAUUGAUACUGUAUUUGACGUCAACGCAAUUGUUUCUCAUGUCCUUUUCUCUGUCCUCUUCAAUGAGGUCCGUUAUGUGCACACACCUGCUGAGCUGCUGCGUGUGGAGAGCACUGCCAAACAAAACAGUGACAUUGUGGUCGGUCACAUACCAGUGCUUGGCCUUCCAGAGCACCGAGCUUUGAUGGAGACAGCAUUUGUGUAUGGAACCAAAUACCAGUUUGUCCAGACGACUGGCUCUUUGGUCCUGAAGCAUAUGGGGGUUGUCGAUCCCUCUUCCUCUCAAGCACGACUGUGGUUUUUGCACUGUAAAGGUAUAUCCAGGCAGUCUGAUCCAUGUCCCAGCACUCCCAUGAGAAAACCUCUCAACACCAUCAACAUACACACCUUCCUUCAGCUGAUGGAGGCACCUCUAGUGACAGAGGAGGUGGUAGACCCGUCUGAGGUAGAUGUGGUUCAUAUGCACCUCGGUGUGCCCGUGCUGUAUCUGUUCUCUCAGCCCCAAACCGAGCACCUGGAUCGGGCCACCGCUCAAACUCUCGCCAUGCAGCUCCGUGGAGAGGUCGGCGUAGUGCUCAUUCACAGGAACAGUCCGAACGUGGAAACUCCGCUGAAAUACAACGCUGCUUACAGACUCCCACAGGAGGAUGUGAAAUAUUUUACCCUGAAAAGCACAGAUGAUGUUGUGAAACUUUUCAAAGAAGAACUUUUGCAAGAUCACAAGUUAGAAGAAGAAGAGGAAGAUGAAGAACACUGGUCAGAUCCUGAUAUCCUCGAUGACGAGGUGUCCGAGUCUGUGUACAGAGACCGUGAUCUUAUGCUGGAUUUGGAGUCCGUUGUUGAACUCACUUCAGACACUUUUCAAAAAACAGUCACACAGGAUGAAAUCACAGUGGUGCUGUUUUAUUUUAAAUGGGAUGCUGUUUGUAUGGCUUUCAUUCAGUCGUAUAUAGAGGUGGCAGAUGCACUUGAAGGUAUGAAUGGAGUGCAUUUGGCGGCAGUAAACUGUGGAGAAUAUACUGACAUUUGCAGUGAUCAGAACGUCACUUCCUUCCCCACCGUUUUAAUCUACCAGCCCAUGUCUGCUGCUCAGCUUUAUAGGGGAAUGCUGGGUACCAAGAGCCUACACAGGUUCAUACUACUGAGUCUGGUCUCCAGUCCUACCCAUCUUUCCUCCUCUGCUGAGGUGAUGUCCUUCUUGGAGGGAGAUUUGUACAGUAAACAUGUAUAUCUGACCCCUGUCAGAGUGCUGGGCCUUUUCAGUUCAACACAUGACACUGGUGUAACUUCAUUUGAAGAAGCUGCAAGAAUCCUCAGAGGAGAGACUAUUCUUGGGCUGUUUGCCCACAAAGACGCAGAGCAAUGGAUGGAGGGACUGUCAGUAAACCUGCCCGCUCUACUGGUGUCCCGUGGCCCUGGAGUUCCUCAUGAGGUCUAUUCUCUCCCAUCAUCCUCACCAACGGACCUCGCUUCACUUAUUCAGCGAGUGAAGCUGGAUCGUUUUGCCGAACUGACCGUGGAGAAUCUUCCCUGGUAUUUGGAGCUUGGGAAACCUUUGCUACUGCUUUUUAUCGGAAAGGAGGACAGUACAGAGAGUACGGAGGCUUUAGCAGAGAUAAAGCAACCGCUGAGCGCUGGACAGCUGGAUUUCUUCCUACCAUGUUGGAUCCAUCUAGGUCGGACACCUGUUGGGAGGUCUAUCCUGGAAAAGUAUCUUGGCUUUGUACCUCCACUUCCUGCUUUGGUGAUGUCACGGUUAAAAACUGGAGGAGAGGUGUUCCUUUUCCCACCAGAGCGCCUCCUAAUGGCUAAGAAUAUCCUGCAGUGGAUUCAGGAUGUGGAAAAUGGACAGGAACAACCAGCAGGCUUGAUCCCAGAUGGGAAAUGGGGCCCUCCUGUGCCAUUCUUUGACUUUUUGGCUAUAAUGGACCAAGAAGCGCCGACUUACGCAGCUCAGAGGGGUCCUAAAACGAAGACUGGGGGCAGGGAAGACCACAGAGCACAGAAGCAUGUGACCCCAAACCAAAGACGAACCUCACAUCCAUCACCAAACCCCCAAGCACCUCGCCAGCACUCUGAACUAUAAAGUCAUGGCACAGAAGGUUAUGCAAGCAAUUCACAUGACUGCUUGACAUCUGUUAGAUUUCACAUUACGUGUGACGGAUGUCUUCAGUGUGAUUUGCAGAAAUGUGUGUGUAUCAGAACGACGAUAUUGUACACUUUCCAUCUUAUUUUUCACAAAUCAAAUGGACUUUUCCAAAUGAAAUCAAGCUAGUUUACAUUUCAGUACUGUAACUUUAUAUACACGGAAUGUGAUAUUUAAAACCUGAAAAGGAUCUACUAGAAUGUAUUUAUUUAUCCAAAGCAUUUAUGUAAAUGUUUUUGUGACACAGUAUUAUUCUGAUUCUUACGGUGCCUGUUUUUAUAUAAAUACGGCGCUUCACAUAUGGAUGACAUUUGUAUAUUCGAACACUGCCUGUUGUUUCAGUCAUGGAAGAACAGCAGCUGAGUCUUUUUUUAUUUUUUUACCAUAUCAUGCUGCUUUCAUGAUGGAAAGACUAACGUCAAACCUGAAAGAGGCUGGUUGAUUGCGUUGUUAAAGUUAAUUAGCGUCACAUUUAACGAGGGAAGAACUACUUUUUAAUGCGAACCAAAGUUACUAAAUGAGCCCCUCAUCUUUUGUGUGUUGCUGGGAUCUGUAUUCAGUAUUUAAACCCUAAUGCAGAUGUUUUUGGGAACAUCUUAAAUACCAAUUUUUUGGCAAAAAAAACAUGUGUGUUUUCAAGUGCACAUAUAUACGCUCACCCAUGUGAAGGUCAUUAUAUAAGAUAAGCCUGCAUGGAAACUCCGUAAGCAUGCAGUCAUAUAGACCUCUGUUUACAGUAUCUGUGCUAUGUCCUCUCUUGAGCACAUGACAAGUUGAGUCUUAUUUGAGUGUUUUUAUUUUCCAAAAGUAAGCCAGUUGGCCAAGCCUGUUGUGAUUGGUAUGGAGAGGAGUACUUGAGCAAGUUAGUGAGCGCUACCUGUGUUGCCAAGUCUGCGGUUGUUUCUGAUGUCACCCCAGUAAUGCAUAUUUAGCCCCUCGAAUGUGAAUUUACCAGGGGAACCCCCUCGAAACGCGAUUGGGCUACUUUUGUAUAGCAAUUGGACAGGAUUUUUUGUGAAAACCUGGCAACCCUGAUGCACCUUUACAUAAAACAGUAAUAUAGUGCUUCUUAAAGGAACACUCCACUUUUUUUGAAAAUAGGCUCAUUGUCCAACUCCCCUAGAGGUCUGGCGAUAGCACUUUUAGCAUAGUUUAGCAUAGAUCAUUGAAUCUGAUUAGACCGAUAGCAUCUUGCUCAAAAAUGAC
Labeo rohita (rohu) is the source of this 4407-nucleotide messenger RNA. It is a transcript of the gene txndc16, whose product is annotated as thioredoxin domain containing 16. The coding region runs from base 730 to 3141 and encodes 803 amino acids. NCBI's taxonomy places the organism in Eukaryota, Metazoa, Chordata, Actinopteri, Cypriniformes, Cyprinidae. The record is from RefSeq and is a predicted model, not a curated record. The transcript has 19 exons.